UUGUGCUUGUGGUUGUUGUGAAUGAGGCGGUGUUCUCGUGACAUCGUUUUAGUGUUUGUCUUCAAAUUUACUAAUUAAAUAUAGGCUACAAUGUCGUCGAAAACUACGACAAAGAGGACAACUGUCACGUCCUCUUCUACAUCAGUGGGAGCUUCUACUUCUCAAGGGAGACCUUCCAGCCCUCUCAGCCCUACGCGGAUAAGCCGGCUCCAAGAGAAAAAUGACUUGAGUAAUUUAAACGAUCGAUUGGCGGUUUAUAUCGAUAAAGUCAGGCAUCUUGAAUCUGAAAAUGGGCGUUUGACUAGAGAAGUUCGCUCCUAUGAAGAAACAAAAACCCGGGAAAUCACCAACGUCAAGUCUAUGUAUGAAGGAGAACUUUCAGAUGCUAGAAAACUGCUGGAUGAACUUUCACGUGAAAAGGCUAAAUUGGAGCUUGAUUUACGUAGAAUGUUUGCUGAAAAUGAAGACCUGAAAAAUAAGAUGGACAAGAAGACUCAAGAUUACAUUCUGGCAGAGGCCACCAUCUCUGGCUUGGAGUCUCGGCUCAAUGAUCUGCAGAAGAACUACAACCAGUCACAGUCCGACAGGAAGAAGCUCAAUGAUGAGAACAAGAAAUUGGUGAAGGAAAACUCCUCACUGACCCUGCAGCUGGGAGAGAGCAAGAAGAUGGCUGAGGAGGAGAUCCUCAAGCGUGUGGAGGCCGAGAAUCAGCUGCAGACUGCUCGUGAGGAUCUUGACUUCAAGGAGAAGCUCUUCCAGAAGCAGAUGGUGGAGACUCACACUCAGCAGAAGCGUGAGAUCACGGAGAUUGACGGUCGAUUGGCUCAGGAGUACGAGGAGAGGUUGUACGCCAUGCUGCAGGAUGUGCGCAGGCAGUGCGAGGAGGAGCUGCGGCGCACCAAGGACGAGAGCAACGCUCUCUAUGAGGAGAAGAUUAACAGUUUGGAGCGACAACUGGACCGUAACAGCAACCAGGCGGCCAGUGCCAUAGAGGAGAUGCGCAAGAUGUCGGUGCGCCAAGAGGAGUGGCAGCGCAAGUUGUCUGACAUGGAGGCUGCCAAUGCUGCUCUCACGCUGCAAGUGCGUGACUUGGAGAAGCAGCUGGAGAAUGAGCGCAACCGACACAUGUUGGAGUCUUCCCGACAGGAACGUGAAUUGUCUCGCCUGCACGAAGAGAUGCAGCAGCGCAUGCAGGAAUACCAGGAUCUCAUGGACAUCAAGGUACAACUGGACCUGGAGAUAGCGGCCUAUCGCAAGCUCUUGGAGUCUGAGGAAGAGCGAUUGAACAUCACUCCAGUACAAGGUACGCCCGGGCGCCCGGCUAAUGUCUCCCGCUUGACCCCACUGCGCCGUGACACGCCAGCUCGCUCGGCCAAGCGCAAGCGCACUACUCUGCUGGAGGACAGUGAGACCAGCAGCCUCCAGGACUACACGAUCUCGUCCAGCUACAAGACUGACUUGGAGGUGGUGGAUGUUGAUCCUCAAGCCAAGUUUAUAAAGCUGCACAACAAAGGGAACAGGGAGCUGCUGGUGGGCAGGUGGCAAGUGAUGGCGAAGACCAGUGAUGAGUCAUGUUCAUUCAAGUUCCGAGCUAACUCCAAGGUGAAGGCAGGAGACACCGUGACUAUCUGGUCCCAGGACUCCGGACAAGACCAUGAGCCGCCCCACCACCUCGUCAUGUCGGGACAGCAGUGGACCGUGGCAGAUCAGAUGACCAUCCAGAUACUGAACCAGGCCGGAGACGAGGUGGGACUAGUGGAGAGGAAACGAACCCAGUUGUCUCUGAGCCGAUCCAGACAGAGUGGAACAGAGCUCUACCAUCAACAGGGCGACAGAGAGCAACCAGAAGAAAGGUGUGCCAUCAUGUAGACAAGUGCAAUCGCGCAUCAUUUAACUACACAGACUCAGUUUUAUUUGUUUCAAAAGGACUGGUUGCCGUUCAUGAAGAGGAGGCUGGACACGUUGUGGAUGUGAGGUGCUAUUGUUGUGUUCAACAGUUCCUGUUGUCAGUAGAUUACAAUACAUACAGUUCAUUUCAAACCUUCCAAAUCCAGUUAUUCACAUCCAGUUCUUUUCUCCUACCAUUUUAUAAACCGAUUGUAAUAAGACAUCACAAUGCAGUAAAGUCCAUUUUCGUCAUGAAAAGCCGGUACAUUUUCCACUAAUACACAAGAAUCCGGCUACUGUUUAUUAAUAUAGUUUUUGUUAAAGCUGAUCAACAAGCUAUCUUAGAUAUAUUUAGUUUUAUAGUUUUUCUAUCACUACAACCGGUGUUUAUGUUUUCCUUAUACAUAAUUCUUUUUAGUAGGUUUACUAUAUUUUGAUAUUUUCUUUGUGAUUUUGAUAUUUUUUAAAGAAAUUUUAAUUCUAUAUUUUAGGAUUAUAUUUUGUAUUAUGAAACACAUUUCUUUUGUUUUCAAACCAAAUAAUAAUCUAUUUGCAGUGCGGAAAUGAAAUCAAAAACCUCUUUCCAUUUCCUUAGGACUAGCUUUCUUAAGUUAACACAAUGCUUUAGUUUGUAAUGUUGGAGAGAAUAUUUCUCAUUACAAGAUUUUAUAUUUAUUGUAAUUAGUUUAAGUUGGAAGUUAAUUUAGUCAAUGUGAGAUUGUUAACCAGACUAAUGGCAUAGUCAAGCCUUGACUGAAAGUUUCUCGUACUGAUUAAUAGCAAAGUCAAGCCUUGACUGAAAGUUUCAUGUACUGACUAAUGGCAAAGUCAAGCCUUGACUGAAAGUUUCAUGUACUGACUAAUGGCAAAGUCAAGCCUUGACUGAAAGUUUCUCGUACUGAUUAAUAGCAAAGUCAAGCCUUGACUGAAAGUUUCAUGUACUGACUAAUGGCAAAGUCAAGCCUUGACUGAAAGUUUCACGUACUGACUAAUGGAAAAGUCAAGCCUUGACUGAAAGUUUCACGUACUGACUAAUGGAAAAGUCAAGCCUUGACUGAAAGUUUCACGUACUGACUAAUGGCAUAGUCAAGCCUUGACUGAAUGUUUCACAUACUGUUACAUUAUUUUUGUAGCGGACACUGACUGGGGAAGGUGUCAGCAGUGCUUUUAUUUGUAUCGCAUCUUUUAUUUUGUUUGUUCAACCUUGAAGUGCCUUUACAAAAAUAUUUGAAACCCCCACAAGAUAAUAUUACUUAGAAGCUGUUUAUUGACAUGCGUUUUUUUUUACAGAGAAAUAAAAAUAUGGUUUUAAUAUGUAUAUGGCAUUGAAAUCAUUUAGAGGAAAUAAUAAUUUGACUAUUCAUACAAUUUUGUAUACAGGACCUUUUAAGAUAAAUACUGAUACUGUUUAAUUGUAAUACCUAUAAGUAUCAAAAGAGUAAAGCCUUUUAAAAGUUUACAACCAAAAUCAAUUAUUUAAUUUUUUCCGAUAUUUAUAAUAAUUUUUUAUACAACUGUGCCAUGCUGUUUGUUAUGUUUUGUCUCCUCUAGCAUCAGUUUUUAUAUUGUCCUUUUUGCGUAUUAAUUUCUUAAUAAAUGCACGCUUAUAAAAUGUGACCAAAGUGCAAUAAGAUCUUGUGAAUCCUUAACUUGUUUGAAUAACUUAUGUACUAAUAAAUUUGUUUGAAAGUUUUUUAUACAAUUUUUUGUCAAUAUGAAUGUCAGUCACUUGUGAUUGUAAUUUAUGUAACUUACACUAACGUCAUUUUUAAAGUAUCAUAGUAAAAUGCAACCGUAGCAAUGCACGACACAAUUUUAUAAGUUAUUUUAUAAAAAGCACAGUUUGAUUUAAAAAUAUUGAUUUUAUUUAUUGUUUGGAAUGGGAUUAUGUAACUCGUGAUAGGAUUAGAAAUUUUGUUAUUUUUUCUAUAUGAUAAGUGCAUAUUUACUUGUAAAACCCUUUACAUUAGUGAUCUCUGUUUUGUAAAAUCAGUGUGCAUAUUUGAUCUUAGUAUUUAGUAGUAGUAUUUACAUCAACAUACAAGAAGUGCCUUCUUAAACUGAGACUUCGUUGGACUACAAUCUCAUAUUUGUUUUGGCAUCAAGACCGAUACAUUGUUUGUAUUAUAUUUCACUUUGUAUUGUAUUAUUCUUAUAUGGACUUGUUUCUUAUCAAAUGAAUCCCUUACGACACCUUCCCCUUAAGCGCACUAGUACACUCACUUUAAGAUCAUUUUUCAUUAUACAAUGGAUAGUUUCAUUCUUGGUAAGAGUUUUUUCUUAAUAUUCAUUACAUUGCAUUUUUACUUGUAUUUAUAAGAAAGAUCAUUAAAAAAGUGUUAAAAUACAUUGAGUUUUAUUUCCUAA
Molecule: messenger RNA, 4254 nt
Organism: Homalodisca vitripennis (glassy-winged sharpshooter)
Lineage: Eukaryota; Metazoa; Arthropoda; Insecta; Hemiptera; Cicadellidae
Product: lamin Dm0-like
Exons: 10
Coding region: 91-1869 (592 amino acids)
Source: RefSeq, a predicted model, not a curated record